Coccomyxa subellipsoidea C-169 is the source of this 1628-nucleotide messenger RNA. RefSeq names its product SPRY-domain-containing protein. The transcript has 9 exons. Gene Ontology annotation, cellular component: cytoplasm. Gene Ontology annotation, molecular function: protein binding. The coding region runs from base 132 to 1382 and encodes 416 amino acids. The record is from RefSeq and is a predicted model, not a curated record. Gene Ontology annotation, biological process: cytoskeleton organization; cell surface receptor signaling pathway. Lineage: Eukaryota; Viridiplantae; Chlorophyta; Trebouxiophyceae; Coccomyxaceae.
AACCUGUUGUAAACACGGUGUUUAAUCUUAAAACUGUGAUUGGAUGGUUUGGUAGGAACGAAGACAGCACAUUUGACUCUUGUGACGCGAAGUGGACUGCACAUGCCUUCAGGGCGCAUGCAUUUUAAUCCAUGAGCAGUAGCAAUCGAUCUCCUCCUUCUCAUUGGGAAAAAGGUAGCGGAAGUAGGGGCAACAGCCGUCAUCUGGAAGUCAACGGCCAGCGUGUGAAAUAUAUCGGGCCAGGAAGUGCAGACAAGGACGCAGCGUGUGUAAGAGCAAACACAUACGUCCCACUCUCCCAGGCGAUCUACUACUUCGAAGUGCAAAUCAUCAGCAAGGGGAGGGAUGGGUACAUUGGGGUGGGCUUCUGCACAGCUGAUGUAAACAUGGAUAGGCUCCCUGGCUGGGAGCCACAAAGCUAUGGCUACCACGGCGAUGAUGGCAAUGCCUUCCGCAGCGAUGGGAAGGGAAGGCGCUAUGGCCCAACCUUUGGCACCGGGGAUGUCGUUGGAGCGCUUUUGAACAGAGCCGAGCAAACGAUAGCCUACUUCAAGAAUGGCAUUGAUCUGGGCACUGCCUUCCUGGGUGUGGCUGAGGAGAAGCUCUAUCCCUGCGUGGGCAUGCAAACCCACGAAGAAGAGGUGCUGGCCAAUUUUGGAGAGGCGCCCUUCAAAGCUGAUGUGGAGAGCAUGAAGGUGGAAGCAGCACGCAGAUUAGAAGCGCAGAUACAGGAGACAGUGCUUCCCGCCAGGGGCAAGGUGGGGUCCUUGUUGGCGGAGCUGAUCUUCGACUACAUGGUGCACAACUGCUACUUUGAGUCGGCCGCGGUGGUCGCACGGGACCUGCUGGACGGCGCGGUGGAGGUGUCGCCUCAGGACAGGGACGAGGUGCGGCUGCGCGCGGGGGCGGCCGAAGCGCUCGUGGCCGGCCGCAUAGACGACGCCAUGAGCAGCGCCGAGCACGUGGCGCCGGGCGUGCUGCAGGCGCACCCCGGCAUUCUCUUCCGGCUGCAGUGCCAGAAAUUCAUGGAGCUGGUGCGGCAACGGGACGAUGAGGGGGCCGUGAAGUUUGGGAGCACAGUGCUGAAGAAGUCUGCUGCCACUGGCGAGGAUCAGGAGCUACUGCAGGACGCCCUCAGUCUGCUGGGCUACAAUGACCCAGCCAGCAGCCCCUGUGGCAGCCUCCUUGGCACAAAGGUAAGAGAGGACUUGGCCAAGGUGCUGACUGCAGCCAUCCUUAAGCACACCGGCAAAAGGGAACAGAGCGCCCUGGAACGCAUUGGGUGCCAGCUGGAAGCAUCGCUGGGCACAUUGCUGAGCUUGGGCGACCCUCGCAUUGCUCUGAUCGAGAAUGUUGGGCCAGGGAAGGGUCUUAAACACUAGCAGCCCGUCCCAGCCUGCUCCCUGAGCAGAAAUGCAUGCAUGCGAUCGCAAUGAAUAAGACUCUGCGGCAAGCAGCGGUGCUUGUAUAGAACAACGUCAGGGACUUGAUGGAGGGUGUAUUUGUUUGUUGUGCAAUAUUUGCAAAGAGAGUUCCCAGGAGACUUCCUUGAAGGCCCUUCCGGGACUUUCCUGUAUACUGUACUUAUUCAGAUAAAUGAAAUGUAAAUGAAUGGUACUGGCGGUAUC